Tigriopus californicus is the source of this 2486-nucleotide messenger RNA. RefSeq names its product anaphase-promoting complex subunit 13-like. NCBI's taxonomy places the organism in Eukaryota, Metazoa, Arthropoda, Copepoda, Harpacticoida, Harpacticidae. Gene Ontology annotation, cellular component: anaphase-promoting complex. The record is from RefSeq and is a predicted model, not a curated record. Gene Ontology annotation, biological process: protein K11-linked ubiquitination. The transcript is spliced from 3 exons. Bases 130 to 354 code for a protein of 74 amino acids.
CUUCGUUCCCGACAAGAGAUCAAAAGUCCAGUCCGUUUUCCCGGCCAUCCUCCUCUAACCCAGGUAGUAGCCCUCUACCCUCUACCCGUGAAUACCUGGUGAUCCCAAAUCCAGCCGCUCUCGCUCUCCAUGGACAGUCAGGUUCAAAUCGACGGAAGGCUCGUGGAUAUUGUGGAUGAUGCCUGGAAAAAGGAGAAAUUGCCCGAAGAGGACAUUGCCGUACCUUUGAAUGAACUGCCCGAUCCGGAGGCCGAUAACGGGGCCAAUGGCGAAAGUAUGAAAGAGCAAGAGAAUAAGUGGACUGAUCUCUCCCUGAAUCAGUUGUCAGAGUCUACAUCCAACGAACGUCAAUAAGCGAACCCACCACCCAAUCAAUCGUUAAGCCAUCAUGGCCAUGGUCAAAAUUGCUGUGCUCUCGUUGUCUCUCUUCAUUCCAAUAAUCUGUAGUGAAGAGCGAUUUUUCACGUCUGUCUGGUGCCAAGGAUCACACCAAGAUCAUAGACAUUGUGCUUUCCGUAAUUUGUGUUUCUCCCCCUUCUAUCAACAGUUCAUUUUCUUCCAUUCCCCACUAUCGUCCGUUUUCUCCGGGAUCGACGAUCCCAAUGAACAGAGAAACAUGGCCAAAUUGUCGCCGCUGAUUGGCGGGAAUCAGUUCUAUUUCGAUUAUGUCAUGAUGCCACAGGAGGCUCGGUCCAAUUUUAGUGUCGCACGAAUUGAGAGACCCACACUCAUUUUGGCUCGAUGGAAACCGAAUCAUUUGCUCCACGCUCUUCACGACGAUAUUUUACCGAUCUAUGCCACUCUGAGACACCUUUGCCUGGGGGACAUCCAUAAAUGCAUGAAACGAUAUCAGUUGGCCAUAAUUGGCGCUCAUUCCAGAUAUGACCAAUUGUAUCAGAUUCUGUCAAACCAUCCAAUUCUGUCGCUUCAUAAACCGCUCCAAUCCUCGGAAAGAAAAAGUUCCCUUCUGUGUUUCGAAGAAUCAGUGAUUGGAUUGGACACAGAGACUUUGUGGUAUGAUCAUGGCCUUCAAGGUCACCAAACGUCGAUCGAUAACUUCCAAUUAAAGCCUGGGUUCUUCGGAGAAUUUCGUCAACUUUAUGAAGAAAGUCUUCACGGAAGUCUUCCACUCAAAUCGAGGAAUAUAGUUGUGGUUUAUUCCGAUCAAACGAACCAGAUUUCGAAUUCUCUCGAACUAGAAAAGGAGCUGAUAGAUAUCUUUCCGGGGAACUGCGACACGUUUGACCUUGAAAGUGACCAAAUCAGAGCAAUAAUUGAGGCGGUGUCCAAUUGCAAGGUAUUUGUCGCGUUUCACGGAUCUGCUCCAAGUUUGGCGCUUUUUGCUCCCAAAUCGGCCAUCAUCUUGGAAGUUUUUCCAUUCGGUCUCCAUCCGGACACGUUCUCCUUUGCAAAGACGUUAGCCAAACUUCAAGGUAACCCUUAUGAGGCUCUAGUAAUUCAUCAAAGAUCCUUGUCCCAGACAUUUCCAAACCGUGCUCCCAAAUUUGGCGGGAUUGCUCAUUUAGCCCAUGAGCUACAGCAUUCUAUCGACGACUUGGAUUACGUGGACAAUGUAGGACACGAAGAUCCCGCAUACUUGUAUCGACUUCACCAAAAAUCUACCAUCGACCCCCAUGAACUAAGAGAAGUGCUUAACAACCUUGUUGAAGAUCUUAACGCCGGAUCAAAAUUGAAUGCAUUCCAGGACCCACCUUUAUUAUGGAUGUUCCCCUCCAAGGUGUUUGAUAUCAAAUGCCAGGUUGUCGAUAAAGUGGUGGAAGUUUCAUGGGAAACCCCCUUGAAUCUGGCUUUUAUCCCAUUCAAGGAUCUUAUUUAUGAGGUCUUGUUGGAGAACCAGAGCAUGGAUCCAUCACAGGGAAUUGUGUCAUCACGCGAUUUCUCGACACGAGAAAAUAGGAUCUCGAUCCAAGAUCAGAUCAAUUUCAGGACUAUUAAGGGGUUAAAAUUUUGGAUAACCCCAGUCCUGGACCUGGAUCAAAGAGGGCCCGAAACAUUUGGUGAAUGUGAUUUCAGUGACUAUGAUCUUUAAGCCAGCAUUCAACGACUUGAAAUCCAUAUCACAUAGAACGUUUAAUUGCAUUAUCAACCAGAUAGACGUGCAUGACAUGAAGGAGUAGAAAGCAAGCUUACUUCUAGGACUGAUUUGGCCAGAGCCUCUCUCCAAGAUUUGCCAUUAUACCUGUGAAAACUUUCUUUUGGUCCAAAGUGAUCUUUAUGAAGGGGGAGGCUUUCCACGGAUUCGGGACACACUCGUACCUAUUGUACAAGCCUUAAAGUGACCCUCUGAUCGAAAGUAGCUAAAUUCCUUGACCAGAAAAAUAGGUAAGGCAGAUCGAUGAAGUUUGAGGAAUGUGAAAACGACCUUGAAAGUGAUUCAUACUAAAUUAUUCAAUAAAAGCCUUUGGUUGAUUCCCGCUGUGGCUGGAGCUUAAGAUCGUAAAUAUUUCGUCGAAUCACCAUUUCAG